Tachysurus fulvidraco (yellow catfish) is the source of this 975-nucleotide messenger RNA. It is a transcript of the gene uqcc4, whose product is annotated as chromosome 3 C16orf91 homolog. Bases 56 to 526 code for a protein of 156 amino acids. The record is from RefSeq and is a predicted model, not a curated record. Lineage: Eukaryota; Metazoa; Chordata; Actinopteri; Siluriformes; Bagridae. The transcript is spliced from 2 exons.
UUUGGGAGUGACACGCCAUGUGUGACCUGACACACAUGUGACCUGAGACACAACAAUGUCAGCAGCAGCAGCAGCAGCAGCACGAAGGUGUGUGUUCAGUCAUUUACUUCGUCACUCCGUAAGUCCUGGACAACACGAGCUGACCGUUUUGAGGCCAUGCGCUUCACGAUCGUUCUCUCUCAGUUCACAGCUCAGCACCAAGCCCCUUCAAACUCCAGGCUCCAGCGAUGGUGAGGAAGUCCCAACUCAGCCCGUCAAGUUUUCCACGAGUAAAGCCAGCCACAAGACGUGGAAGGUGGAGCGUUCGAUGGGAAGCAGGCUCCAGCGGCCGUGGUGGCAGGUUCUGCCCCUCAGCAUCCUCACCGUGGGAUUUCUUCUAUGGUGCGUCUUCCGCAAGGAAUCUGACAUCGACCGCACUUUGGAAAAGCGGCUGUAUGAACACUUACCAGGUUUACUGUCCAACAUCGACGAGACGGAGGAUGAUGAGGAGACAGAAGAGAACGAAGAACUCAAAAAAACACCCUAAUGACAGUUCAAAAUGAAAAUGGACGUUGAUUAUAUUUAUAUUAUGAUUGUCAUUGCUGCUGCAUCUUGGUCAUGAGAUUGUGGAAAUAAACACAGGUCUGUCCUGAUGAGCUCGCCGGUUAAAGAGAAGUCAUGACAAAAGCCACAGUUCCCUCUAAGCCACAAGACCGUGAGGUUCUAACUGUGUAACACUAAGCUACGGGUCGUCAUCGGUGUUCAUUGUGUAGUUCUCGAGACUGUGUUUAAACUUGUGUCUGUGGUUAGAAAUAAUUUGAUGAUAAAAUGGAUUCCAGUGAAGCAUCACUAUAUGACCGAAUGUUGGCUAAUAAACGAUUGGUAAUUUGCAGUGAUGUAAUAGCAGUGAAACCCUUCAGGACAUUUUGUGUUAUUGGAAAAUUCACCGCAGUCGUUACCUUAUGUAACACGAAUUAAACUUGAUAUCUGGCUGAA